AUGGGAGCAUUCUCCUUUAUUCGGCUUGCUCUGCUCGGCUUUGUCUGGGCACUUUCAAUCGCCGUUCUUGGGAUUGCUGCCAACGAUAUUGCGUUAUCUGUUGGUUCUUUAUGGUCAUUUCCAAGUAUUGCCCUUGCUGCGUCAAUCGUCACGCAUGCUAUUGCUACUCCAAUGAUUAUAAUUUCGAUGGCUAGAACAGGUGCAGCGGCCUCGCGCGUCAUCGUCGAACUAGCUUGGGUCGGAGUGCUCUGGCUCGUGUGGCUGCUAGUUGCCGUGGUCACAACCUCGACGCCAGUUUUCACUCUGUCUUGUGGUGAAUACAAGCAAUUCUUUGGCGAUGAAGCUGCAUCUGAAUGCAUACAAUUCACGCUGCUCCAAGUUUUCGCAUGGCUUAAUUCAGCAGUUCUUCUUUCUUACGCCCUACUUGUGUUCACCCUCGCUCUUGUUCAGAAUAUGCGGACCAAGCCCACAGACAAGAAGACGAAUGCGUUCUACCUUGACGCAUCUCUCCUCUCAUUCCGGCCCAAAGAUGUACAGACCACGAGGAAGGGAUCAAACUACGCCACUGAAAAGGCAGAUUUGACGCUUCCUAUGCCUGUCGCACUCACCGCCUUGAGCGACGACGAAAGCAAGAAGGGUAGCCCGCCUUCAAACCCGCAUGCCUUUUGGACGGAGCGACUUUCACGCACAUCAUCUAUCAGCUCCGAAAGGCGCUACCCGAGCGGGGUUAUGACGGGUUCAUUCCCAUCUUUAAACCUUUCAUCCCAACAAGUCCAGCCGCCACGAGCGUCUCGGGCGUCCUCCCAGCGAACAUCCCCCCAACAUCACCGAGCUACCAGCUCCUCGCAGGUUUACCAAUCACAGGCAUCCCCACUAGCCAAUUCGCUCCAAGCGUCUACACUAGGGUACCCAGCGGACAAGAGGAAAGGUGAAGAAGGGACAAGUGGACACUAUCGAAGUACGUCGCGUGGAAGUGUAAGCUCCAUGAAGACGACGACGAGCGGCGGCUCGGGCCACCAUCGACCAGCGCAUGUGCCCUCGCCUUUGCGAAAGCCCGUUCCUUUCCCAACGCCUGAUCGAGCCUCCGUCUCCACGAGGACAUCGAUCGUGUUGACGAGCGAGGAACGCAAAUACGGACGCCAACCAUUCGAACAACAACGAUACUAA
Serendipita indica DSM 11827 is the source of this 1167-nucleotide messenger RNA. The record is from the annotation of a GenBank genome assembly. Lineage: Eukaryota; Fungi; Basidiomycota; Agaricomycetes; Sebacinales; Serendipitaceae.